AUGGCGUCCCGACACCAUCAUCGCGAUCAGUAUUCAUACAAUGGAGAGUCAUCCUCCAGCGGUGCUAGUCGCGACACCGCAGCAAACCACCUCGCAUUUGUAGAGGAUACCUCGGAAGAUUCUGGACACAACCGAAAUGAAGCAUCCAAUUUUACAGCCUUUGAUCACAACGGGAGUAUCGAAAAUUUCGACCAUCGACAGCACACCUCGCAAAAUGGCCCUGCGCCCAAUCAACGUCUCAUAUUCUCGAAUUUCUCUAACAGAUCGGUUUCGGGAGCUUCAAGAACAUCAUUUCGUUCAACGGACCUCGGAGAUGCUAUGGAAGGACUCGAACUCCCAUCUUCGGAACAUCAUGGGGAUGAGGAGAAGACUGAGGAGGAAAUGAGAAUUGAGUAUGAGGCAGAGCUCGUUGCGCGAGAACAAGCACGGGAAAACAUCACCGAGGACACUCUCGAGAGCUUUGGAAUUGGCACAAGUAAUACUUUCAACGGCUACGGAAUUGACUUUGACGCGUGCGAUCCUCUCUCAAGUGGUUCAGAGGAUGAAUACUCUGACAGCGGCAUGUCAGACCGAAGUGACUUCUGGACUUGCCGACCGCUAGCACCACAGCUUGUCAAUCCGCGAACUCGAUCACGGAAAUUCGAUCUCUUCGACUCACUUGGGAAUUAUGCCGAAAUAUCCCUAGCAAUCGCGAAACACCUAUCCAUCCAAGGCUUCCUACAUCUUUACGCCAUGUCAAGGGACUUCCAUGAUGCGGUGGAUCAACAUCUCACGUCUUGUGUACUCGACAAUGCGAAUAAUAUGGCGCCUGAAUCUGCGAGAAUAUUUAGAUUUACAAUGUACGACAAACUCCUGCUUCCUGAUCCCGCCGGGCGACGACAUCCAACGAGACCAAAAGAGAUCCGGCGGGUCCCGGGGUUCAAGUACCUCCAAAUGAUACACCAUCGAGAGAAGACUGUUCGAGAUAUCUUAGCUUGUUUAGCGAGAGAGGGACAUCGAACACCGCAGGGCAUGUCUUUAUCUUUGAAGAAAAUGUGGCUGCUGAUGGAUCUUUCUACUACUCGACAGCGAGUUAUGUUUAUGCAUUCGCGGAAGUUCUUUACGGACAGGGAUUUAUAUAAUAUACAGCUUUUUAUCGUGAAGCUUGAUAUGCGGUUCAACGAUCCGAUUGAGGGACCGGCUGAGGAUGAUAUACGCAAGCUUAUGCUAGGUCAACGAGGCUUGACACCGCUUCGCAAUCUUCUGAGACGCAAGGACUUCAAAACGUACGAGGAAAUCAUCAGAUGUCAAGUCCGCUACCAAUGGAAUCUUCGGCCUCAGGACCGCGGAUGGCCGAUUUUUGGCAUCAAGCCUUCAGAGGUUGGGAUUGGACAUCUGGAGGGUUGGGGCCAAGGAAUAAUACAUUUGUUGAGACCAGAUGAGUUGGUAGUAAGAGAAGCUGUUAAAAGAGGGUUGGAUUUGAAGAAUCAUAUCAUGCUCAUGAUGCUGUGGGGGCAUGUUGAUUUGAAGACUGGAGAGAAUAUAUCUGCUAGUGAGGAGGAGAAAUAUAUGUCUGAUGAGGAGCCGAUUAGUAUGAAAUAUAGAUGGAAAGACGAUGAGGAUUAUGACUCAGCAUGGGAGGAGGAUCAAUUUGAUAUAAAUACGACACCUACGAAGACGAAAGAGAAGACGAUCCAGGAGUUGAUUGCUGAGAGCUCUCCGCGAAAUAUAGAGGAGGAGGUUGAAAGAAUCUUAAGGAACAGAAAAAUGCAAAAUAUGGGGAUGAACGCUGUUACAAACAACAAAAACACACCACCAAUCGAGAAUACUCGCUUCAAAGAGCCAGCAAUAAGCACGAAACGAUCUUUCAUGGAAGCCAACGACGAAGGUGCAAACGAGGUGGAUUCAGAUGCCGACUACGCGGAUCCUGAUAAUGCUAUACAUAACAUGGCUGACGAUGAAUUCGAUAUCCCAGAUAGCCCCAUCAAGAAGAACAACAAAGGGAAAGGGCCAGCUUCAGAUGACGAUUAUGCGGAUCCGGACAAUGAUAUACAUGAUAUGACUGAUGGCGAGUUUGAUAUUCCUGAUAGUCCUGUUAAAAAGAAGAUUAAAGGAAAAGAGCGGGAUAUGAGUAGUGCUCCUUUUCAAGGCUUUGGUGGGAGUAUUAAUCAGACCUUUUCGAGUUCAAAUACUGCGAGUAUUCCCGCGCCGAAUUUUGGUAUGAUGAGUGAUGCUGCGCGACGAGGCCCAAACCUGGAAUUUAGAACUCUACAACCAGCGCCCCAGCCAACACCAGAUAUGUUCAGUGGUCUAGGUCGGAUGGCGGAAGCUUUAACGAAUACAAUCUACACUGAGACUCCUCCAAGUAUCACAACAUCCAGUGAUUCAUCAGCGUUUACUGCAGGGCCCUCGAAUCCACCUCCAACUCCUAGACCACCACAGUCAUCAUUUGGAGGAUUUGGAGCACAGCGACGAAAUAUUGCAACAUCUAGUAAUCCAUCAAGAUCCAUCGCAGGACCAUCGAAUCAUCCUCUAGCACCACGAAUACCUCAAUCAUUGUUUGAAGGGUUGGGUUCUGGGCCACAGAGACAGCGUGAAAUGGUGAAUUCAUCAAAUGCGGAGGAGGAUGAGGAUAUGGAGGAUGGUAUAGAGGAUGAAGAUAUGAGAGAUGGGGAGGAUGGUAUGGAGGACUAG
Messenger RNA from Glarea lozoyensis ATCC 20868, 2673 nucleotides. RefSeq lists its product as uncharacterized. Lineage: Eukaryota; Fungi; Ascomycota; Leotiomycetes; Helotiales; Helotiaceae. The record is from RefSeq and is a predicted model, not a curated record. Bases 1 to 2673 code for a protein of 890 amino acids. The transcript has a single exon.